AUGCUUGCUUAUGAUGUCGGAAUAGAUCAAUGCGCUGAGUAUUGUCGGAUGACAACACCUACCUCCAUCGAGGCUCUGAAACUAUUUACAAGAGGAAUCGUUAAUCUAUACUCGGCAGAAUACCUCCGGCCUCCUACUCCGGCCGACCUCAGAAGACUUCUCGCCAAAGCUGAGAGAAGAGGCUUUCCUGGGAUGAUUAGAAGCAUCGACUGCAUGCACUGGCAAUGGAAGAAUUGCCCAACAGGUUGGGCUGGACAAUACAGCGGUCGAAAACGUGUGCCCACUAUCAUCCUAGAAGCAGUCGCAUCUUAUGACACAUGGAUAUGGCAUGCCUUCUUUGGAAUGCCUGGAUCAUGCAACGACCUCAACGUGCUUGCUCAAUCCCCAUUGUUUGACGAGCUGACUGCUGGUCGAGCCCCUCAGAUCCAAUUUCAAGUGAAUAAUAGAAUUCAAAAUUUAGGCUACUAUCUCGUUGAUGGUAUCUAUCCGUAA
This is a messenger RNA of Rosa chinensis, 492 nucleotides long. RefSeq lists its product as uncharacterized. The transcript has a single exon. Bases 1 to 492 code for a protein of 163 amino acids. The record is from RefSeq and is a predicted model, not a curated record. NCBI's taxonomy places the organism in Eukaryota, Viridiplantae, Streptophyta, Magnoliopsida, Rosales, Rosaceae.